UUCAAAACAACCAAAAGUAUUUAUUUUCACCCUACCAGCUUUAAAUUGACAUUAUAUUCUCACUGAUCCAAGAAGACAUUAAGCAAUAAUGAUAACAUUCUUCUUAGUUUUUCUUGGCCUACUACUGAUAUUUCUUGCAAGGUAUUUGUACAAAUCAUGGUGGUAUCCAAUUUCCUUACAACAUAUGAUGAAAUCACAAGGGAUCAGAGGUUCACCUUACAAGUUUCCUAAUGGGAAUGACACAGAAAUUAGAGACAUAGUAAUGAAAUCUAGUACUGCUCCUAUGGAGCUCACACAUGACAUGUUCUCAAGAUUGCAGCCUCAGUUCCACUUAUGGAUGAAGCUAUAUGGAAGAACUUUUCUUGUUUGGCAUGGUUCUCAGCCAGAAUUGGUUGUAACUGAUGUUAACUUGAUAAAAGAAAUUCUUAGCAACAAGGAGGGUGCAUUAGCUCAGCGUGAAUUUGAUGGUCCUUUAGUGGAUUUAUUUGGGAAUGGACUUCCUUUUUCAGAAGGACAGAAAUGGUCAAAACUUCGGAAAGUGGCUGAGUAUGCUUUCCAUGGACAAAGCUUGAAGGAAAUGAUUCCAGCAAUGAUAGGAAGUGCGGAAGCAAUGUUGAAAACAUGGAAAUCUUAUGAAGGUAAAGAAAUUGAAGUGUAUGAACAUUUCAGGAAUAUGAGCGCGGAGGUCAUCUCCAGAACUGCAUUCGGAAGCAGCUACUUGGAGGGGAAGCAUAUAUUCCAAAUGUUGGACAAAUUAUCUCUACUCAUUUAUAUGGCCUCGGGAAAGACUAGGAUUCCUGGAAUCAAGAAACUUUUCAGGACAUCUGAGGAUAUAGAAUCUGGCAAGCUUCGAGACGCUCUUAGUGACUCGAUCAUGUUAAUGCUAAAGAAAAGAGAAGAUAAUGUCAAAACAGGACAAGCAGAGAGUUAUGGAAGUGAUUUUCUUGGGUCACUCUUGAAGGCUCACCAUGAUGCUGAUGUGAAAACAAGAAUCUCAGUGGACGACAUCAUCGACGAAUGUAAAACAUUCUAUUUUGCUGCACAUGAAACAACCACCAAUCUACUAAGCUGGAGUGUUCUUCUCCUAGCAAUCCAUCCAGAUUGGCAAGAUAAAGCAAGAAAGGAAGUACGUGAACUCUACAGCCAAGAAAAUCCAAAGACAGAUAGCAUUUCAAGACUACACAUUGUGGGCAUGGUUUUAAAUGAGACUCUGAGGCUUUAUCCACCGGUGGUCUAUAUUUUAAGAAGAGCGACCAGAAACACAAAAUUGGGGGGCCUUACAAUUCCAGAAGGAAUUGGAUUGUAUGUUCCCCCUUUAUCAGUUCAGAAUAGCUGUGAAUUAUGGGGAGAAGACGCUCACCUUUUCAAACCGGAGAGAUUUGCUGAAGGGGUGGCUAAAGCAACAAGGGACCAGUUGAUGGCUUUUUUACCAUUCGGCUUUGGUCCUCGAAAAUGUGUUGGCAUGAAUUUUGUAAAUAUGGAAGCCAAAAUAGCACUCGCUAUGAUCUUGCAACGUUACAAGUUCACUCUUUCACCAAACUACACUCACUCGCCCGCUGUGAUUCUCAACCUACAGCCUAAACAGGGAGUCCAGAUCUUGCUUAAUCCACUGUAAAAUUAUCGAGUAUCAUAAUUAGUACUAAUAAAUUUUCACUUAGUUGGUGUUUCAUUAACACCCUGUUUGGAUUGUGUGUUCUUAUUCUUAUUGUCCUCUAUUGUUACU
Messenger RNA from Lycium barbarum (goji berry), 1723 nucleotides. RefSeq names its product cytochrome P450 CYP749A22-like. The record is from RefSeq and is a predicted model, not a curated record. The transcript is spliced from 5 exons. Gene Ontology annotation, molecular function: oxidoreductase activity, acting on paired donors, with incorporation or reduction of molecular oxygen; heme binding; iron ion binding. Bases 89 to 1615 code for a protein of 508 amino acids. Lineage: Eukaryota; Viridiplantae; Streptophyta; Magnoliopsida; Solanales; Solanaceae.